This is a messenger RNA of Callorhinchus milii (elephant shark), 623 nucleotides long. RefSeq names its product ribosomal protein L18a (gene rpl18a). The record is from RefSeq and is marked provisional. Gene Ontology annotation, cellular component: ribosome; cytosolic large ribosomal subunit. Gene Ontology annotation, biological process: translation. NCBI's taxonomy places the organism in Eukaryota, Metazoa, Chordata, Chondrichthyes, Chimaeriformes, Callorhinchidae. Gene Ontology annotation, molecular function: structural constituent of ribosome.
CUCUUUUCGACAGCAGGCGAGCGAGCGAGAGGCAGCGAUGAAGGCUUCGGGCACCCUCAAGGAGUACAAGGUGAUUGGGCGCCGUUUGCCCUCCACCAAGGAUUGCUGUCCUCCUUUGUAUCGAAUGCGCAUCUUUGCUCCCAACCAAAUUGUUGCCAAGUCUAGAUUUUGGUACUUCAUUUCGCUGAUGAAGAAGUUGAAAAAAUCUGCUGGUGAAAUUGUAUAUUGUGGCCAGGUUUAUGAGAAAACACCAGAAAAGGUGAAGAACUUUGGAAUUUGGCUGCGCUAUGACUCUCGCAGUGGAACCCACAACAUGUACAGGGAGUACAGGGACUUGACCACUGCUGGUGCUGUCACUCUGUGCUACCGUGAUAUGGGGGCUCGCCAUCGCGCUCGUGCCCACUCUAUUCAGAUCAUGAAGGUGGAAGAGAUCCCAUCGAGCAAGUGUCGUAGACCUGCUGUCAAGCAGUUCCAUGAUUCCAGGAUCAAAUUCCCUCUGCCACACAGAAUCUUGAGACGCCAGCAUAAGCCACGCUUCACCACCAAGAGACCAAACACUUUCUUCUAAAGUAUAUUUGUACUUUUGGGACUUUGCGGAAAUAAAAGUCCAACUGAUGAUUCUC